Messenger RNA from Penicillium vulpinum, 3168 nucleotides. Its product is annotated as Pfs NACHT and Ankyrin domain protein. Gene Ontology annotation, molecular function: protein binding; catalytic activity. Gene Ontology annotation, biological process: nucleoside metabolic process. The record is from RefSeq and is a predicted model, not a curated record. Bases 1 to 3168 code for a protein of 1055 amino acids. NCBI's taxonomy places the organism in Eukaryota, Fungi, Ascomycota, Eurotiomycetes, Eurotiales, Aspergillaceae. The transcript is spliced from 3 exons.
AUGGCAUCCCUGAUCACUCUCGAUAGCCCCGAAUACUAUGGGAUUGCCUGGAUCGCUGCUCUUCCCAUCGAGCGGGCCGCUGCAGAAGCGAUUUUAGAUGAGGAACAUGCAGCUCCAACCGGCUUCACUAGACACCAAACCGACGCGAACAUCUACACGUGGGGUCGCGUGGGAGAGCACAACAUCGUUAUCGCCUCUCUAGCUUCUGGAGUCUACGGAAUCGCCUCAGCUGCGAAUACCGCCUCGAGCCUGCUUGCCUCUUUGCCAUCUAUUCGUGUUGGUUUUAUGGUUGGCAUAGGCGGCGGUAUCGCUCGACCGGACGAGGACCACGAUAUCCGGCUGGGUGACGUUGUCGUCAGCCAGCCCUCCGGGACCACGGGCGGUGUCUGCCAGUACGACUUGACCAAGGCAAAGUCUGGUGAUAAGCGUGAUCGUAUAGGCUUCCUCGGACGGCCUCCGCUGGUCCUACUCAAUGCGCUUAGCAGAAUCCAGGCCUACCACGAGCGGAAAGACUCCAAGAUUCCCUGCUUCCUUAAAGAAAUGCUGGAGAAGAAUCCGAAGAUGGGCAAGAGAUCUAAGCAAAACCCUGGCUAUGCUCACCAGGGCUUCGACAACGACCGCCUCUUUAAAGCUUCAUAUGACCAUAUCCCCGGCCCAGACUGUCGGGACUGUGACACUGCUGAUGAGGUUGAACGCGAUACUCGAGACUAUACAUAUCCUGAUAUCCACUAUGGGACGAUCGCAUCCGGCAACACACUCGUCAAAGACGCUGCCGUUCGCGAUCGUAUUGUGGCUGACAUCGGCGAGGAUUGCAUCUGCUUUGAGAUGGAAGCAGCUGGCCUGAUGAACCACUUUCCCUGUCUUGUGAUACGAGGGAUCUGCGACUAUGCUGACUCUCACAAGAAUGAUCGAUGGCAACGCUAUGCCUCGGCGACCGCCGCUGCGUAUACCAAGGAGCUUCUGGCGUAUGUGCCGGCCGCAGAGGUCCAAGAAACCAAGAGGGUACAAGAAGUGCUUCAAUUAGUUCAACGACAGAUUGAUGGUGUACAGCAGACGACACUUGCGACGAAAGCUACAACUGAUUCCAUGAGGUCUGAUCUUUAUACCGAUAUGAUCAGGCGCUGGCUUUGUCCAGCGGAUCCAUCUACAAAUGCCAACCACGCGAGGACGCUCCGCCUUGAGGGGACAGGCGCGUGGCUACUAAAACAUCCUAUCUUCGAAUCAUGGCACUCAGGGUUACGUCGAUAUUUAUGGCUGUACGGACUUGCAGGAUGUGGAAAGACGGUUCUUAGUGCGACCGUGCUUGAUCAUCUUGCGAGGAGAAACGACAAUUUAAUCCUCAGCUUCUUCUUUGACUUUAGCGAUACCGCAAAGCAGACAUUCGAUGACAUGCUACGGUCGCUUGCUUUUCAACUUUACAAAGACGGGAUUGGAUCUGCUAACUAUCUUGAUGCUUUAUAUAAAGCACACAAGAAUGGCAGCGGCCAACCUACGACAAACGCGCUCUCAGACACUGUUUUCAAGAUGCUUAUGGCCAAAAGAAAGGUUUCUAUUGUUCUAGACGCAUUGGAUGAAUCAACAACAAGGGAAGAUAUCCUUCGGUGGAUUAAGGACGUGAUGUCUAAGUCAGACUUGGUUCAUAUCCAGCUACUUUAUACUAGUCGACCUGAGUCCGAGUUUCAGCGCUAUAUUCCUUCUUUAAUAGGAGAGGAAAACUGCCUACCACUUGAGAAGCAGGCUGUCAACUCUGAUAUCCGAUCGUGGGUAGCAGCACAGCUUUCUCAACGGCGGGAUUUUACAGAGAAGCUCUUGUCCCAGGAUAUCCUCGAGGGGAUCCGGAGGAAAAUUGGCGAAGGGGCCGACGGGAUGUGGGCGUUCUGUCAAUUGGACAGUCUGGCUCGAUGUCAUCACGAGGCAGCUAUAGAGGAGGCUCUCGUAUCUUUGCCGCCAAAUCUGAAUGAGACAUAUCGGCGUAUGAUUACAAAUAUACCGACGGAGCUAAAAAGUGACGCGAUACGGCUCCUACAAUUCCUAGUGCACUCUAAGCGACCUCUCAAGCUGGCCGAGGCUAAAGAAGUGAUAGCGACGAAUAUCAAAAAUGAGCCGCGAGGUUUUGAUAUCAAGCGUCGAGUGUUUUGCGAUAUUAAUAUUAUAGCUUACUGUCCCAGCUUAGUGACAGUCGUUCAGGCUACCGAUAAAGAGCUACAUCUUGCCCAUUUUUCCGUAAAAGAGUAUCUUCUCAAGGAGGAUCAAUUCGACAUAACGAUUGCCAGUAUCUCUAUUACGAGGACGUGCUUGACUUAUCUUACGGAUAUCACAGGUAGUAACAUCGAGAUCAAGCAAUGUUUUCCAAUGGCACAGUACGCGGCAGAACUUUUGGCAGGCCAUGCUUCAUUGGCCGAGGUUUCUGAAGAUUUAGUUCGGAUAACAGUCCAAUUCCUAGAAAAGGAAGCAACAUUCCAACGUUGGGGUCGUCUGUAUCAGGCUGAUAGGAGUCGGGAGAAUGACCCCGGUCCUCCGCGAGGAUCUAGGCUCUACUAUGCUUGCUUCGUCGGGCUCUUGGCAUCAGCACGAGUGUUUAUUGGUAAAGGAGCGGAUAUCAACGCGCAGGGUGGCCGCUACGGCCACGCUCUCCAGGCCGCCUCCUUUCAAGGCGAUCAAGAGAUUGUCAAACUCCUCUUAGACAAAGGAGCGGAUAUCAACGCGCAGGGUGGCGACUACGGCCACGCUCUCCAGGCCGCGUCCUCUAGAGGUUAUCAAGAGAUUGUUAAACUUCUCUUAGACAGAGGAGCGGAUAUCAACGCGCAGGGUGGUUUCUACGGUAACGCUCUCCAGGCCGCGUCCUUUCACGGUUAUCAAAAGAUUGUCAAACUCCUCUUAGACAGAGGAGCGGAUAUCAACGCGCAGGGUGGUUUCUACGGUAACGCUCUCCAGGCCGCGUCCUUUCACGGCCAUCAAGAGAUUGUCAAACUCCUCUUAGACAGAGGAGCGGAUAUCAACGCGCAGGGUGGCGACUACGGCCACGCUCUCCAGGCUGCCUCCUCUCAAGGUCAUCAAGAGAUUAUCAGACUCCUCUUAGACAGAGGAGCGGAUAUCUACGCGCAGGGUGGCAACUACGGUAACGUCUCCUGCACCCCAAAAAUCUCCAUUUGCCCCCCCAUUAGAUAA